Molecule: messenger RNA, 1047 nt
Organism: Meloidogyne enterolobii
Lineage: Eukaryota; Metazoa; Nematoda; Chromadorea; Rhabditida; Meloidogynidae
Source: the annotation of a GenBank genome assembly
AUGUUUUCAAAAAAUUUAUUUCUUGUUCAAUUUAUUUUUCAUUUAUUUUAUUUAACUUUAUCAAAUAUUCAAAAUGAUGAACAAUUUAUUAUUGAAAAUCAAGGUUAUGGAUAUAUUAAUAUAAAAAGAAUUGAAUUUAAUAAUUAUUUAAAUAAAAAUAUUUUAAAAAUAAUUUUGGAAAUAACCAAUUCUGUCAGAGCAAUUUUUGUAGUUCCAAAUAAAGGAUAUAAAACACCAUAUUUUAAUAGAGGACAAUCAAAUAAAAAAAUUUAUUAUGUUGGGAAAUCAAAUUUAAGGGAUGGAAAUACAGAAAUAAAUAUUGUUGAAGAUUUUGAUAAUAAUUAUAGAGAGGGGAUUGUUAUUUGUGGAAGAUUGAUAAAUAAAAGAAUUUUUGUGACAUUAAUGAGAAUUAAACCGCUCUUUCACAAUAAAUUAUAUAUUGAACCAAAAGAGGUUGAUGAAGAUUUUGAUAAUUUUAAAUUAAUGAAAUUUGAAUGGUUUUUGGAUUUUAAAAAUCAAAAAAAUAAUUUAAUUAAAAUUUGUUUAAAAUUUAAAAAUAAAGGAGAAUAUUUAAUUAAUUUAGCAACUGAACUUUUAAAUAACAAAUUAUUAGAAUUUAAUUUUAAAAUUGAUAAAGAAAUGUUAAUUAACUGUAAAAUAUUUAAUGAAAAAAUUGAAGAAAGUGAAUUAAUUAAAUUAAAAGAAAAAAUAUUUAUUUAUUAUUAUAAAAUUAAUGAAGAAAUUAAUUUUGAGGAAUAUAAUGUUGAGGACGAUAGUAUUUUGUUAUUAAAUAUUACAGAAAUUGAACCUUUAAUUUCUGAUGGAAUUUAUGAAUUUUAUUUUGAAAAUAAUGGAAAUAUUAAACAAAAAAAGGAAAAUAUAAUUAAAUAUUUAAAUAAAAGAGAAUUAAAUAAAACAAAUAAAAAUAAAAUACUUCCUUUAUUUAAAGAAGAAUUGGAUAUUCUUAUUGAUGGAAAUUAUUUUAAAAGGAAUAAAAAUGGAAAAAUUGAAAAAUUAAAAGCAAGUUUAGAAAAUGAAGAAAAUUAA